CUCUCCUCAGCCCUGGAGUAGACGGGAGCGCGCUUAAGAAAGGGAGAGCCUCUCAAGCCGCAGCGCUGAGGAGGAAUAAGUGGUGAAUUUACAGCCUUUCAAACGACUUCAAGUAAAUUCAGGCUUGCGUUGAUCGCGCAUCGGAACAGAUGGAUAAUGGAGACUGGGGAUAUAUAAUGACUGAGCCAAUCACUCUAAAUGUGGGUGGACACCUGUAUACGACAUCACUCACCACUCUCACCAGGUAUCCUGAUUCAAUGCUGGGGGCUAUGUUCAGGGGUGAUUUCCCCACAGCCAGAGACUCUCAGGGCAAUUACUUCAUUGACCGGGAUGGACCACUUUUCCGGUAUGUUCUUAACUUUUUACGGACAUCAGAGCUGACUCUGCCUCUGGACUUCAAAGAAUUUGACCUGCUUCGAAAAGAAGCAGAUUUUUAUCAGAUUGAACCCUUAAUCCAGUGUCUUAAUGACCCCAAACCUUUGUAUCCUGUGGAUACGUUUGAGGAGGUGGUGGAGCUGUCCAGUACACGCAAGCUCUCAAAAUACUCCAACCCAGUAGCAGUGAUCAUAACACAACUGACCAUCACAACCAAAGUCCAUGCAUUGCUGGAAGGCAUUUCCAACUACUUUACUAAGUGGAAUAAGCACAUGAUGGACACUAGAGACUGUCAGGUUUCUUUUACUUUUGGGCCAUGUGAUUAUCACCAAGAAGUCUCUCUCAGAGUUCAUCUGAUGGAGUACAUCACAAAGCAGGGCUUCACUAUCCGAAAUACAAGGGUCCACCACAUGAGUGAACGAGCCAAUGAAAAUACAGUUGAACAUAACUGGACUUUCUGCAGACUGGCACGGAAGACGGAUGACUGAUUUCCCUACCCACCCAACCCUUUUUUUUUUCAUUCUCCAAAAACUUAGAAACGUCUUAGAAUUCUGGGUUCAGUUCAGGUGUUCCUUUCUGCUUCAUGAGAAAUCUUAGGUUGAAGGACUUCUCCUUCUACUGGAAGUUGAAAGAAACCAUUGCAUUGGAUCCUCUGCUGAGUUUGUGGAUCUUUCUGGAUUUCCUCUCCCACAGCAGUCUUUUCCAACCCUGGAAAGUUUAUUCAGGCUGCAGGGCUCGUGGAGGGCUAUUGAGGGAGGGCUGCAGGGCUAUUGUGCCAUGUGGGUUGAGAGCUAUUGUCAGGAGAAGGAAUGGUGCAAUCAUUCCCUGCUUCCUUCAGCUCCGCUCUUUCAAAGAGGACGUAGGGUAUUUGUCCCUUUCCUCCUCCUGACACAUGAGGGCCGUUUCCAGACGGCUUACCUUCUGCCACUCCAUGCUGCAACGUCGCGGCUCGUCCUGGGGCGAACACGAAAUAUUGCGCAAGUUUUGCACGACGUUGCGCAAAACUCGCGUGAGAAAACGCGCUAUUUCGCAUUUUCUCCAGCACGAGCCGCGGCAUUGCGGCAUGGAGCGGCAGAAGGUAAGCCGUCUGGAAACAGCCGAGGCUAUAGCACCAUGUAGAUCCUGCAACCUCGGAAUAAACUUUCCCAUUACUGCAGGUGUGAGGAGAAAGCCUGGAACAUCAGCAAACAUCAACAUCUUCUGCUGAGGUAUUAUGGGGUCCAACCCAGUGUGCUGGUGACUGUGGUCUGGCUUUCUGUUAAGCACCACUGAAGGCUCCCUUUUUUGUUAUGAAUAUUUAUUAUUGAUUCUUCCAGACUAGAGAAUUGACCGCUCUGGCCUUUCUUGUCUUUUGUCAACGUAUGCAUGCGCCUGCUCAAGCUGUCAAGACACUUUGAUACAAAGGACAAAACAUCACAGAAUAAUUACAGUAGGAUGCCAUUUAUGUUGUGUUGUCUGCACAAUACAGUGUAAAGUGCUAAAAAAAAUCAGCUCCUGUUUUAAGCUGUGUUUAACUCAUCUCAUGCUAUUAAAAACCACUGGGAA
Eublepharis macularius is the source of this 1920-nucleotide messenger RNA. It is a transcript of the gene KCTD6, whose product is annotated as potassium channel tetramerization domain containing 6. The record is from RefSeq and is a predicted model, not a curated record. Lineage: Eukaryota; Metazoa; Chordata; Lepidosauria; Squamata; Eublepharidae. The coding region runs from base 150 to 863 and encodes 237 amino acids. The transcript is spliced from 3 exons. Gene Ontology annotation, molecular function: protein binding. Gene Ontology annotation, biological process: protein homooligomerization.